This is a messenger RNA of Asterias rubens (European starfish), 1508 nucleotides long. Its product is annotated as alpha-1B adrenergic receptor-like. Gene Ontology annotation, biological process: G protein-coupled receptor signaling pathway. The record is from RefSeq and is a predicted model, not a curated record. Gene Ontology annotation, cellular component: membrane. The transcript has a single exon. Bases 1 to 1176 code for a protein of 391 amino acids. Lineage: Eukaryota; Metazoa; Echinodermata; Asteroidea; Forcipulatida; Asteriidae. Gene Ontology annotation, molecular function: G protein-coupled receptor activity.
AUGGCAAAUGACUCUACCACAAUCUUCGCGGUGGAAAAUGACACGUUUAUCGUCAGUACCUUGUCCGGGAAUUUGACUGAUGAAACUUCCUCCAGCCCGAUGACAUCAGGGGAACAUUUAACGAACAUGUUUGAAAGCACAAGUUUCACCACCCCGUAUUGGACGUCUACCACUAUGGGGGACGGUCGAACCUUCCGCUUUGAGGACUACACGCAACGAGCCAUCAUCGGCAUCCUCGUCUGCUUCGUGGCCUUGUCUGGCUUCGUAGGGAACGUCUUGGUGAUUCUGGCCGUUGUCUUAUCAAAGAAGCUUCAGACCCGCACCAAUGCUUUCGUCGUCAACUUGGCUACAACCGACUUGGUGACUUGCACCGCUGCACCGUUUACCGCGGUGGCUCUGUUCAGCAUGACGGGCUGGCCCAUACCAGAGGAGGUCUGUUCUGUCGCAGCUGCUAUUGGGUUUACCAGUAUUGGAUGUAGUGUCAUGAACCUAGCUGCUAUCUCCAUUAACCGGUUCGUGCUCAUCACUAAAUCCAUCGACACUUACCACUCCAUCUACACACCUAAGAAGAUAGCAGCCAUGUUGGUAUUUACGUGGCUCUAUCCAGCAUUAGUCUGUUCCCUUCCAUUCUUUGGUAUCGGUAAAUGGGGUUACUCGGACAAGUACAAGACUUGUACUCAAGACACCUCAGCUGAAUCUAGCGAUACCUUCAGUCUGCUGGGAUCUGCUCUCAUCUACCCAAUUCCUCUCAUCAUCCUGUUCGUCUGUUACUUCAAGAUCUACCGCCACAUCACAGGCCACAUGAAGAAGAUGAUGGGGAAGGGAAUCGAGAUGGAGGGAACUUCCAAUGCCUCCAACGCCAGCAGCACUCAACUACAGAAGAAACCAGCGGGAAGCUUCAGCAAGAGACAGGUACAGAUCACCAAGAAUCUCUUCCUUGUGGUGUGCGCCUUUAUUGCCUGUCUGGCCCCCUUCGCCAUCGCUCUGAUGAUACCGCCCAGCGAUCCGGUCAUCCCGUGGACUGGGGCGAUCAUCAUCUUCAACAGCGCCGUCAACCCUGUCAUUUACGGGGUGAAACACCCGCACUUCAAGGAGGUGUUCCGUCACAUGCUCCGGUGUCGGUACCACUUGAUUCCGGAACCAUCUAGCUGUCUCAGAAAGAUGAGAUCAACAUAGGCACCUAAAACAGUUGCCUCCUCCGUGGACCGUGGCUCUAUAAAAUUUGGGCAAAUGACCCCUUGCACACACGUCACACGCGGCGACUGUGCCACGCUCACCAUUUUUGACGAAAGUGCAAGGUUUAUCCCUUGUGAUUUUUUCCAAUUUCAGCAGCUUUUUGACCAAAAAAAAUUGUGAAGGCUUGCCUCUUGUAAUUUAAUUCAAUUUUAGCCCAUUUUUGACAAAAGCAGUGAUUUUAUCAAUUGUCAGAAUAUUUUGGGCGAAAUUGUUGUGUUAUCAAAUUUAAGCCCAUUUUAAGACGACAUUGCAAGGUUAAAGGCAGUGGACAC